Molecule: messenger RNA, 423 nt
Organism: Ilex paraguariensis (yerba mate)
Lineage: Eukaryota; Viridiplantae; Streptophyta; Magnoliopsida; Aquifoliales; Aquifoliaceae
Source: the annotation of a GenBank genome assembly
AUGGCCCUGACGAUCGCAUGGUUCUGGAACGUUGCUACUAGAGAGUUCAGGCUCCUCCCUUUACCCUACUCCAUUUUUCCACCAUAUUUCUCUUCCUUUUGGCAUGUAUUUGGAUUUGGGUUGGACAUCUUGACUAACAAUUACAAGUUUAUUUUGAUUCGCUCAUUUUGGGAUGAGCAAAUGAAUAACCCUUACCCUUUCUAUGUUGUUGCACUAUAUACCCUAGAAGUCAUGCGGCCGCUUGGGUUUUGGAAGAACCAAGAUCUUUUGUGUGAAAGUAACACUUCAUUACUGGUAUUGUACAAGCGUGAUACCAAUGAACCUACGAACCUUGGAAUUCAUGGAGGUGACACAUAUGGUGGCCUUUCGGUUUUUAGUUACAAGGAGAGCUUAGUUUCAGUGAAGGGACCAAAUGAAGACUAG